Molecule: messenger RNA, 3992 nt
Organism: Hemicordylus capensis (graceful crag lizard)
Lineage: Eukaryota; Metazoa; Chordata; Lepidosauria; Squamata; Cordylidae
Gene: DHX34
Product: DExH-box helicase 34
Exons: 17
Coding region: 117-3608 (1163 amino acids)
Biological process (GO): nuclear-transcribed mRNA catabolic process, nonsense-mediated decay
Cellular component (GO): intracellular anatomical structure
Molecular function (GO): RNA binding
Source: RefSeq, a predicted model, not a curated record
CGCCUUCGCGGAUGGCGCAUGCUCAGUAGCAGCGAAGGUGAGCGCGAGAUUCGCUCUGGCGCGGGGAGGCGGAAGGCGCCCGGUGUGCAGCCUCUGUCAGCCUCUGGGCGGCCGCGAUGGCAGCAGAGGCGGGGGAGGAGGGCCGCCGCCAGGCCGCCGCCAGGUGGGACUGGGGCUGCCCCGCCACCCGGGCCCGCCUGGAGGGGCUCUACCUGCCGGGCCAAGGCCAAGGCGAAGAGCGGGCCGAGUUCUGGGCGUUCUUCGAGCGGCUGCGCCGGCUGCGCCGCCCCCCGCGGGCCGCCCCGAGCCCCGAGGAGGCGGCGGAGGGGCGGGGCCCGGGCCCCCUGGGGCUGCCGCAGCCCUACGACGCCGGCCACCGCGCCAGCCUGUGGGUGCCGCAGCGGGGGGCGCCCGGAGAGCUGCCGCGGGCGCGGGCGCGGGAGUUCCGCCGGGCCCUGCGGCACUUCCUGGACUUCCGCCAGAAGCGGGGCUUCUCCCGCCUGGCCCGCCUGCAGCGGGAGCGCGCCGCCCUGCCCGUGGCCCGCUACCGGGAGCCGCUGCUCCGGGCCCUGGCGGGCAGCCCGGUGGUGCUGGUGGCGGGCGACACGGGCUGCGGCAAGUCCACCCAGGUGCCCCAGUACCUGCUGGCCGCCGGCUACCGCCACGUGGCCUGCACCCAGCCCCGGCGCAUCGCCUGCGUGGCCCUGGCCAAGCGGGUGGCCUACGAGAGCCUGCAGCAGUACGGUGACCAGGUGGGCUACCAGAUCCGCUUUGAGAGCACGCGCUCCCCAGCCACGCGGAUCGUCUUCCUGACGGAGGGGCUGCUCUUGCGCCAGGCUCAGCGGGACGCCACCCUGCCCGGCUACCAGGUCCUGAUCGCUGACGAGGUGCACGAGCGGCACCUGCAUUGCGACUUCCUCCUGGGGGUUCUGCGCCGGCUCCUGCCCGCCCGGCCCAACUUCAAGCUGGUGCUCAUGUCGGCCACCAUCAACAUCCGGCUCUUUGCCGACUACUUUGGCGGUGCCCCUGUGGUGCAGGUGCCCGGCCGGCUCUUCCCCAUCACGGUCCUCUACGAACCCAUCCCUGCCGGGGAGGAUGGCAGUAGGGGCCAGGGGCGGCUGGACCCCCGGCCUUACCUCCGAGUGCUCCAGGCCAUUGAUCACCAGUACCCCCCCGAGGAGAGGGGAGACCUGCUCGUCUUCCUCAGUGGUGUGGCUGAGAUCGGGGCCGUGGUGGAGGCUGCGCAGACCUACGCCAGCCACACCCAGCGCUGGGUGGUCCUUCCUCUGCACAGCACCCUCUCCGUGGCCGAGCAGGACAAGGUGUUUGACGUGGCCCCCCCCGGAGUCCGAAAAUGCAUCGUCUCCACCAACAUCGCCGAGACGUCAGUUACCAUUGACGGCGUCCGAUUUGUGGUGGACUCUGGGAAGGUGAAGGAGCUGAGCUACGAGCCCAAGGCCAAGCUGCAGCGGCUGCAGGAGUUCUGGAUCAGCCGAGCCAGUGCUGAGCAGCGCAAGGGGCGUGCCGGCCGCACAGGGCCCGGCGUCUGCUACCGGCUCUACGCCGAGUCGGACUACGAUGCCUUUGCGCCCUACCCUGUGCCGGAGAUCCAGCGGGUGGCACUCGACGCCCUGGUGCUGCAGAUGAAGCGCAUGGGGCUGGGGGACCCCCGAGCUUUCCCUUUCCUGGAGCCGCCCCCGCCGGCCAGUUUGGAGACGGCGGUGGGCUACCUGAAGCAGCAGGGCGCCCUGGACACGGAGGAGGACCUCACACCCAUCGGGAGCCUCCUGGCCGAACUGCCGGUGGAUGUGGUGAUUGGGAAGAUGCUGGUGCUGGGAACCCUCUUUGGCCUGGCCGCACCCAUCCUGACCACUGCGGCCGUCCUGAGCAUGCCGUCUCCCUUCCUGCGCGGCAGUGGAGGCAGCGACCCUGACCGGGCCACCAGCCGGCGGAGCCUGGAGAGCCCCCUGGGAGACCCCCUGACUCUGCUCAACAUCUUUGACACCUGGGUGCAGGUGAAGUCUGAGGAUCGCCGUGGUUCUCGCCGCUGGUGUCGGCGCCGGGGCCUGGAAGAGCACCGACUGUACGAGGCAGCCAACCUGCGGCGCCAGUUCCAGGAGCUGCUCCGGGACCAGCGGCUCCUGGAACCCGCCGCCCGGCCCAGGGACGCCUACGCACGGCAGAGCCGCCACCGGGAGCGCCGAGAGCUGCAGCGGCUCAAGCGGGAGCACGAGCGAGGGGAGGGCCGCCGGAGGAAGGUGCUGCGGCUGCCCGGCGAGGGGGGCGGCUCCUCCUCCUCGGGAGAGGAAGGGGCUGCGGAGCGGGGCCCUGACAUCCAGGACGUGAAGUUCCAGCUGCGCCACAAUGUGGAAGAGCUGCAGGCGGCCUCCUCCCUGGCCCGAGACCUCUCCCCGGGGCAACUGGCCCUCCUGCAGCUGGUGCUGGGGCGGGGCCUCUACCCCCAGCUGGCCAUCCCGGACCCCUUCAACAAGACCCGCAAGGACUCGGAGCAGGUCUUCCACACCAGGGACAAGGCAGGCGUCGUCCUCCAUCCCACCAGCGUCUUUGCCAGCUCUCCAGAGCUGCUGCAGCCGGCCCAGGAAAGCGGGGCUGAGCAUGGAGGCCGCAGAGGCGCCCAGGAGGGGCUGUGCAGCCGCCACCAGCUGCUGGCCUUCGUCUCGCUGCUGGAGACCCACAAGCCCUACCUGGUCAACUGCCUGCGUCUGCCCGCGCUGCAGGCUCUGCUGCUCUUGGCUCGCUCCCUGGACACCAACGCGGACUGCACGCGCAUCGUUGCCGACUCGUGGCUGGAGCUGCAGAUUCCCGGGGCCGAGACCGCCCUGCGCCUCCUCAGCACAGCCCUGCGGCUGCGCACCACCUGGGAGAAUGUCCUGGACCGCCAGCUGGGGAGCCGGGCAAGCCGAGGCCGGGCGGAGGAGGAGGAGGAGGAGGAGGAGGAAGCAGCAGCAGCGGAGGGGAAGAAGAGGCCCAGCGCCCGCGAGGUGGGCCGGCUCACGCAGGAGCUGCUGACCUUCCUGGAGGCGGAGGUGCAGUACAGCCUGCGGCAGAUGACGCCCCUGGAGCAGCAGCACUUGUACGUGGGCCCGCAGGUGGGGGCCGCUGGAGCGGAGGGGCCGCCCUGCCUCUUCCGAGGAGCGAAGGGGGUCCCCGACGAGGCCAAGGGCGGCUGCCGGGUUGGCGACUUCCUGACGUUCAACUGCCUGGCGGGCGAGGGAGACCUCUAUGCCGAGUGCCUCCGCACCUUCUGGACGUGUCCCCACUGCGGCCUCUACAUGCCCUUCACCCCACUGGAGCGAGUGGCCCAUGAGGACGCCUGCCAGGCCCCAGGCCCAGAGUGGGGGCUCAGCAUGGAAGGACCCCCUGCAGACCCAGCGGCCCCCUCCUCCUCCUCCGGGGCCCCUGCCGCCCUGAAGCAAGCGCACCCCUGUGCCACCUGCCAGAAGACCCUCUUCCUCACGCCUACCGAGAUCUUGCGGCACCGGAAGCAGCACCAGGCGCCCCCCUCGGAGCAGCCGCGGCUGGGAGGCCCUUCCUUCCCCGGGGAGCUGAAUCCUGGGCGGAAAAACAAGGAACAUCCUGAACAUUGAUGUGGUGCUAAGUUCCUGGGGGCCUGGUCAUUAAGAGAGACAUAAGCAAGGGAGACCCAGUCGGAAAGCAGGAAACAACUAUCGUCAUUAAUGGGUAUACAAGUAAUUGUAUCAGAUUGUUUGGGGUUUGUCUGGCAUAGGAUCUCCGCCACAGGCGAGAGGAGCUUUUGCACCCCCUUCCCCAGCUCGACAAAAUGGGUCGAAAGCCGAGCCUGGUGGCUGCCCCACAUGCCAGAGCAGUUUCCUGCCCUCCCCACACCCUCUUCUGGCUUCUGGGCUCCGGAGCAACUUCCCCAUCUACGGAGAUUGGGAGAUGUUUGAUGCUAAGCCAACACUCAUCAUGCAUCUUUAAUUAACAUGCAGUAAAGAAUCCUCAGCCAUUGA